Onychostoma macrolepis is the source of this 3088-nucleotide messenger RNA. It is a transcript of the gene nek11, whose product is annotated as NIMA-related kinase 11. The transcript has 17 exons. Gene Ontology annotation, molecular function: ATP binding; protein kinase activity. Gene Ontology annotation, biological process: protein phosphorylation. The record is from RefSeq and is a predicted model, not a curated record. Lineage: Eukaryota; Metazoa; Chordata; Actinopteri; Cypriniformes; Cyprinidae. Bases 133 to 2148 code for a protein of 671 amino acids.
GCAUGUGUCUGAACGAACUUCCGACGCACAGGUGAAGCUAAAAAAAAAAUCUAUCAACAACAUAAAUAUAUGUAACUUGUGAGUGAGCAAGUGUGGCCAAUUUGUUGACUGCUCUGCGUUCAUGACUGAAAAAUGCCCAGAUUUCGUGAGCGUCCAGGUCAAACUCACUGUCAUCCUGCGACACAAACACCUCCUGUCCAGAGCAGUCUGAUAGCUAACAGAUACCUCAUCCAGCAGAGACUCGGGAAGGGAAGCUUUGGCACUGUUUACCUUGUUAAAGACACAAAGGCAGUAGCAGAAGAGAGACUAGGCCAGAAGCGGCUAAUCUCAUUCAAGGAAGGGAAUGCUUCUCUCUUCAGCCCUGCUAGCCCACUUUCAGCUUGUCCUCUGUGGAUUUCCCUGUCUGACAAGAUUCCCUGGAGACUCCUGGCAGCAUUACUUGUUUCUGCUCACCUCAUGAUCCAGCUCUCAGUUAUGCAACCUUCCACUUCAGAAAUCUCCCAAUUUGUUUGCAGGAAGGUGUUGAAAGAGAUUCCUGUUGGCGGUCUGAAACCCAAUGAGACAGUCCAUGCCACUCAAGAGGCUCAGCUUCUCUCUCAGCUAAACCAUCCUGCCAUCCUCAAGUUCUACAGCAGCUUCCUGGAGAGAGACACCUUCUGCAUCAUCACUGAGUACUGUGAGGACAAAGAUUUGGACUGUAAGUUAGAAGAGUUGAAACGCACAAACCGGAUGUUAUCAGAGCCUCAGGUCUGUGAAUGGCUCUGUCAGCUACUGUUGGGAGUACAUUACAUACAUCAGAGGAGAAUACUUCACAGAGAUCUAAAGGCCAAAAAUAUAUUUCUAAGGAAGAAUAUUGUUAAGAUAGGUGACUUUGGUGUAUCCUGUCUGCUGAUGGGGUCAUGUGACCUGGCGACUACCUUCACAGGUACUCCAUACUACAUGAGCCCUGAAGCCCUCAGUCACAGAGGAUACAACUCCAAAUCUGACAUCUGGUCUUUAGGCUGUAUCCUCUAUGAGAUGUGCUGUCUGACGCAUGCUUUUGAGGGGCAGAACUUCUUGGCUGUGGUGAUGAAGAUUGUGGAGGGACCUACUCCAUCCUUGCCAGAAACAUACUCACGGCAGCUAAACUGUCUAAUGCAAAGCAUGUUAGAAAAGGAUUCUUCAUGCAGGAUCUCGGCAGCUGAUGCGCUGAGGAGCAGGUUCAUUGAGGAGAGCUUACAGAGCAUGAAACACAAGUUUUUUAGCCUAACGCUUCGAGACAAGUCGAUGGGGGGAGAGAGAGAUGCGUCGCAGAUCCUGAGAGCACUGCAGAAGAAGGUACAUCUGCAGACACUGCGGGAGAGAUCAGAGGUGCAGAAAAUGAGCCCGAGAGAACGCAUGCGGCUCCGGAAACUCCAAGCAGCAGAUGAGAAAGCAAGAAAGCUGAAGCAAAUUGUGGAGGAAAAAUAUCAAGAAAACCACCUGCGCAUGCAAGAGUACAAGUCCAAAAAUUUUCAGAAAGUUAGUGUGGAUGUUUUAAAGGUGAGAACCGAAGAAGCAGUUAACCAGACUCAAACGAUUCAGAGUGAAACACCAAACAGAAACUCCGAACUGUCAGGAAGCAUUUCUCAAAACUCUGAUAAGAUGUGCAAGUCUGUGUCGAAAGACCAUGCAAUCCCUGAGGAUCCUCAGACGGCGGAGGCAUUUUACUCCGUGGAUGAAUUUGAGUCAUGCUCGGAGGAAGAUUCAGAUAGAGAGGAAGACUCAGAGGAUAAUCUCCCCACAGACCCUUCCUGUCAGACAUGUGGACAGGACAGUGACUUGGAGGCCAUGAUCAGACACAUGGAGGAUGUUCUGAAUGGUGACUCGGUUGGAUCUGAAGAACAGAAGCCUCAGCUGGGUUCUCUGGGAGUGAGUAGCAUCAAUACCUCCAUGGCUGAGGGCAGAAUACAGCGCAUGAGAGAGUCUGUGUGUCGGAAGCUAGGAGAUGAGGUGUUCCUGAAGGUCUAUGACUAUCUGAAACAGGCCCGACAGAGACAGGAGAGCGAGGAGAACAUCAGACAGGCUCUGAUCCAGCUGGUGGAGAGGCCCGGUGAUUGCUUUGAAGUAGAUCAACUUCUUUAUUAUGAAGAGCUGCUCUUGGCAGCACAGGAAAACACUGUAAAAUAACAAUGAAGCAGAUACACACACACACACACACACACACACACACACACACACUUACUCACUCACAGACGUUAUCUGUCAACAACUAUAUGGAUCAAUUUAUGUACUUAAGAUCUGCCUGUAGUGCAACUUCAUAUUAUUAUACGUUAUAUAUUAUAGAUUAUAUUAUAGUAUUAUAUAUUAUAUAGUAAAGCAAUUCAUAUAUUUAAGAAUUGCUUUACUUUUAAUUAAUGUGCUGGAAUCAUGUGUGUGUGUGUGUGUGUGUGUGUGUGUAUGUAUAUAUAUAUAUAUAUAUAUAUAUAUUACAGCACCACAAAAUGCCUUUUUUCUUGAUAAAUUUUAAUAUCAAAUUAUGAAUAUUUAAUAUUAGUGAAUAUUUCCCGUUUUCCUUUAAAACACGCACUUCACUGUCAUCUAUAAAAUAGAAGUCAAUUAAUUAAAUAUAAUGAAAUGUGGGUCAUUUCCGUCAAAAAGAAUGUAAAUGUAUUCAUAUGUUGAUAUAUAUGUUCAUAUGUUUGUAUUUUGAUGUUAAAAUACAUAUGGAAAUGUAUUCAUAUGUUGUGCGUUUAUGGGUAAAUCAUACUGGAAAUAGUUCAAAAGAAUGUACAAAUGUAUUAUUAAAAACUACACUUCCUUUAAACUAAAAUCUACAUUCUAAAACAAUUCUACAUUCUGUUUGCUACAUAAGUAAUUGAGGAUUGAAUUAGAAUUCUUAAUUCAAUUCUGACUGUACACUCUGAUAUUUGUGAUCUGUGUUGCAUUCAAGUCAUAUUUCAUAAAGAUUAGGUACUUAGGUCUAUACACAUUGUUCAAAUGUUAUUUUAGGUAAAAUAUUGUUUUGGUAAUAUGUACGAUCCUGUGCAAAAAAAUUAAAGCCAUUUACGGUGUUCACACUCUACAUAUAUCUGGAUGUUUUAUUUUAUUUGCUUUGUAUGCUUUAUAU